Impatiens glandulifera is the source of this 1910-nucleotide messenger RNA. Its product is annotated as UDP-sulfoquinovose synthase, chloroplastic. Lineage: Eukaryota; Viridiplantae; Streptophyta; Magnoliopsida; Ericales; Balsaminaceae. Gene Ontology annotation, biological process: glycolipid biosynthetic process; sulfolipid biosynthetic process. The record is from RefSeq and is a predicted model, not a curated record. Bases 228 to 1664 code for a protein of 478 amino acids. The transcript has 3 exons. Gene Ontology annotation, molecular function: UDPsulfoquinovose synthase activity.
UCUCGUUUGAUGCUAAUUGAAAAAUGGGGGAAAGAUAAGAGCUAGAAAACUGAAGGCGGAGUUCUCAUUCUUCAUUCAAUCCUAAGUCCAACUCUACGGGAAGAUUCACUCGGGAGUCGUUUCCAAAACCCUGCAAUUUUCAGUAUCCAAUUGCAAAACCUGAGAUUCGAAGCGCCCUUCACUUGGCUUCCCAUUGAUUUUUCCGACUUUGCUUUCUGAUUAUUGGGAUGAACAAUAUGGCUCUUUCAAUCUCAUGUUCCUUAAGUAUCUCCUCAAGCAGCAACAAAGUUCAUUCUAAAUUAUCAUCCCACCAGACUUCAGCUUUCACUUUGCAUAAUUCUAAAUCUUCCAUGGGUAGGCUAGUUCUUACGAGAAAGCAAUCACAUAGUGUUUUCUCUGUAAGGGCUACCGCUAUAAGCCAAGAAGCUAAAAAGCAACCCAACUUUGUUUCCGAUCAAGCUAUUGACAUUCCUCUCGAACGAAAGAAAGUUAUGGUUAUUGGUGGGGAUGGUUAUUGUGGAUGGGCAACUGCUCUCCAUUUAUCAAACAAAAACUAUGAAGUUGCAAUCGUUGAUAGUCUUGUUCGUCGUCAAUUUGACAAUCAACUCGGGCUCGAUUCGCUAACUCCCAUAUCCUCCAUUCACAACCGAAUAUCUCGUUGGAGAUCCCUUACAGGGAAAUCCAUCGGUCUCUACAUUGGCGAUAUAUGUGAUUUCGAAUUCUUAUCUGACGCCUUCAACUCGUUCCAGCCUGACGCCGUUGUCCAUUUUGGAGAACAGCGUUCGGCUCCUUAUUCUAUGAUCGACAGGUCGAGGGCGAUUUUCACUCAACAUAACAAUGUAAUUGGAACCCUGAACGUUCUCUUUGCGAUUAAGGAAUUUCGGGAGGAUUGUCAUUUGGUGAAACUUGGAACGAUGGGAGAAUAUGGAACCCCUAAUAUAGAUAUCGAAGAGGGUUAUAUCACGAUUACUCAUAAUGGAAGAACAGAUACCUUGCCUUAUCCAAAACAAGCGAGUUCUUUCUACCAUUUGAGUAAAGUUCAUGAUUCUCAUAACAUUGCUUUUACUUGCAAGGCUUGGGGGAUUAGGGCUACUGACUUGAAUCAGGGAGUGGUUUAUGGGGUGAGGACGGAUGAAACUGCCAUGCAUGAUGAGCUCUGUAACAGGUUGGAUUAUGAUGGAGUGUUUGGAACUGCUUUGAAUCGUUUUUGUGUACAGGCUGCUGUUGGACAUCCACUUACUGUGUAUGGUAAAGGUGGUCAGACAAGAGGAUAUCUGGACAUAAGAGACACGGUUCAGUGUGUGGAGCUGGCAAUAGCCAACCCAGCUCAACGUGGAGAAUUCCGUGUCUUCAACCAAUUCACAGAGCAGUUUUCAGUGAACGAACUUGCAGCUCUUGUAACAAAAGCUGGAAAGAAACUAGGGCUGGAGGUUGAAACAAAAUCUGUACCAAAUCCAAGGGUAGAGGCCGAAGAACACUACUACAAUGCCAAGCAUACUAAACUUAUUGAAUUAGGGCUUCAACCACAUCUUCUUUCAGACUCUUUGCUCGAUUCCCUCCUUAACUUUGCAGUCCAGUUUAAGGACCGUGUUGACACGAAACAGAUCAUGCCUAGUGUUUCUUGGAAAAAGAUCGGCGUCAAGCCCAAGACUGUUGCAGCUUAAAAUUCCAGAAAAAAGAUGAUGUUCUUAUGAGAUAGUUUGUAAACAAAAACAAGAAUAUGCUGGAUUACUUUGUUGAUUCAACCCAGCAAUGUCAAGUCAGAGUAGUGAGAAGAGAUAUUUGAAGGAUUUGUAUCUUAUUGAUGGAAAAUAAUCUCAUAUAAGUUGGGUUUUAAUGGUGGGAUGUUGUGCAGUAGUGAAAUGAAUCCCAUUCAAGUUGUAGCUUUUAUAUUUUUUUUAUUGUCAUGA